GGCUUUUACUGUAAUUUCUAUACUACACAAAUAUAUUUUUUUUCUUCUUCUCUCCUCAGAAAUUUUUCCAAGAGAUUCCAGUCUAAAAGACAAGUUCAUAAAACAUUUUACAGGGCCAGUCACAUUUUCGUCAGAGUGUAGCAAGCACUUUCAUCGACUAUAUCACAACACAAGGGACUGCUCAACACCAGCCUAUUACAAAAGGUGUGCAAGGUUGCUAACGAGAUUAGCAAUGAGCCCUUUGUGUACACAAUCCUAGGAUGUUUGCUGUACUUUCUACCAAGAAGAGAAUUCUGAUUUGCCAAGAAAGUGCCUUGAAAUCUUCCGAGACAGAGAAGACAUCUUUUACCUUUCUGAUUUACAUUUUGUUACUAGAUGCUUUUUAUUUUCAUAUAUUUGUUGGACAUUCCAUAUUUGUGUGAAACAUUAUUUUAUUUUAAUUUGUAAAUUUGUUGCCUAUAGUUCAGACAAGCCAAUUAUUUAAAUACAAUGUAUAUAAAGAAUACUAAUGAUAUACUGAUUAAAUGUUUCAACCAUAUGCAGGGAGUUGGUAAAAUUUUGCUGUUUCUUGUUCCAUUGUAUUUACAUCAUUCUGCUCAGGCUCUUACUUUCAUUAUUUGCACUAACUUGAAAUGCAGAAGUCUAUGUAACUGAAAUCUGAAUAAGCUGUAAGUGGAGAAGUUUUACUUGCCAUGGAAGAUAUUUUAUAUUAUGAAGCUUUGUUAAUAUAUACAUAUAUAUUAUUGCACAUCAGAAAAAAAAUUGCUCAGAAAUGCACCUUGCUUUCAGGAACAUUUGUAUGACUAUUCUGGAUUGUCAUCAGUUACAUUUGUACUGGCACUUAUGGAAAGAGUUGCAAAUAAUGUAGAUAUAAAGACUGGAAAACUGCAAUGCAGUUUUGGUGGAAUAAAGAAC
Nestor notabilis (Kea) is the source of this 915-nucleotide messenger RNA. It is a transcript of the gene ALKAL1, whose product is annotated as family with sequence similarity 150, member A. Lineage: Eukaryota; Metazoa; Chordata; Aves; Psittaciformes; Psittacidae. Gene Ontology annotation, biological process: positive regulation of ERK1 and ERK2 cascade; positive regulation of ERK5 cascade. Gene Ontology annotation, molecular function: receptor tyrosine kinase binding; receptor signaling protein tyrosine kinase activator activity. The annotation marks the transcript as partial. The transcript is spliced from 4 exons. The record is from RefSeq and is a predicted model, not a curated record.